Molecule: messenger RNA, 4482 nt
Organism: Huiozyma naganishii CBS 8797
Lineage: Eukaryota; Fungi; Ascomycota; Saccharomycetes; Saccharomycetales; Saccharomycetaceae
Gene: XRN1
Product: chromatin-binding exonuclease XRN1
Exons: 1
Coding region: 1-4482 (1493 amino acids)
Biological process (GO): nuclear-transcribed mRNA catabolic process; rRNA catabolic process
Cellular component (GO): nucleus
Molecular function (GO): RNA binding; 5'-3' RNA exonuclease activity
Source: RefSeq, a predicted model, not a curated record
AUGGGUAUCCCGAAGUUUUUCAGGUACAUCUCUGAGAGAUGGCCGAUGAUAUCCCAGCUGAUCGAGGGCUCACAGAUCCCGGAGUUCGACAACUUGUACUUAGACAUGAAUUCUAUUCUUCAUACGUGUACGCACGGUAAUGAUGACGACGUGACGAAACGGAUGACCGAGGAAGAGGUUUUUGCGAAGAUAUUCUCGUACAUUGACCAUCUGUUCCUCACCAUCAAGCCCCAGAAGGUUUUCUACAUGGCAAUUGACGGUGUGGCACCGCGUGCAAAGAUGAACCAACAGCGGUCCCGUCGGUUUAGAACCGCAAUGGACGCCGAGAAUAUGCUCAAGAAGGCUCUGCAGAGGGGGGAGGAGAUCCCCAGUGGGGAACCCUUCGACUCAAACUCGAUUACCCCGGGGACAGAGUUUAUGGCCAAAUUGACCAAGAACUUAAAGUACUUCAUCCACGAUAAGAUCUCGAACGACUCCAAUUGGUCAGGGGACGUCGAGAUUAUCUUCUCUGGGCACGAGGUGCCAGGGAGGGGGAGGCACAAGAUUAUGAGCUUCAUUAGGAACCUGAGGUCGCAGGAUGGGUUCGACAACAACACGAGACACUGCAUCUACGGGCUCGACGCAGAUCUGAUCAUGUUGUCUCUCUCCGCACACGCGCCACAUUUCGCGUUACUCAGGGAGGAAGUUGUGUUUGGCGGUAGGAGAGGGCAGAGGCCGAAGGCGCUCGAGGAGCAGAAUUUCUUCCUAUUGCACAUCUCGUUGCUGAGAGAGUACAUGGGGCUCGAGUUCCAGGAGAUCGCGGACGAAUUGAAGUUUACGUAUGACUUCGAAAGGGUCCUCGACGACUUCAUCCUCGUCAUGUUCGUCAUCGGUAACGAUUUUUUGCCCAACUUGCCCGACCUCCAUUUGAACAAGGGCGCGUUCCCUGUUCUUCUGCAGACUUUCAAAGAGGCACUGCUACAUCUGGACGGAUACAUAAAUGAAAACGGGCAGAUAAACUUGCACAGACUGAAAGUCUGGCUUGACUACCUUUCGCAAUUCGAACUGAUGAAUUUCGAAAGGAAGGAUAUUGACGUGGACUGGUUCAACCAGCAACUGGAGAAUAUCUCGCUAGAGGGGGAACGGAAACGUGCCCUAAUGGGGAAGAAACUACUGCUCAAACAGCAGAAGAAACUCGUGGGGCUUAUCAAACCGUGGAUCAUCAAAGUAGCGAACGAACGGUACCCGUCAAACAUCGAGGACGAAAAAGUGCCCACGUUACAUUUGCCCACGGACAAAAAUGAGCUGAUUUUGCACGACUUGUCCUUCUUGAAGGAACUCGCGCACGAUCUGGGGCUGUUCAUCGUGCAUUCCAAAUCUAAGGACGACUACUCGCUGAAAUUGGAUAUCGACGGCAUCAACCCGCAUGAGACGGAGGAUGAACACGAGGAGAGGGUCAAGUCCUUAAGAAGGACCGUGAAACGGUACGAGCAGGCUGUGCUCGUCGACGACGAGGAGGAACUCGAAAGGGAACGUGAGAUGUACAACAAAAGGUUCGACAAGUGGAAAAACCAAUACUACAAGGAAAAACUGGGGUAUGGCUCACAGGAUGACGACAAGAUCGUGGACCUGACCAAGAACUAUGUCGAAGGUUUGCAGUGGGUGCUGUACUACUACUACAGAGGGUGUCCCUCGUGGGGGUGGUACUACCAGCACCACUACGCUCCACGUAUCUCAGACCUCGCCAGGGGACUUGACCAGAUCAUCAAGUUUGAUUUGGGACGGCCCUUCACACCGUUUGAACAGCUGAUGGCCGUUCUCCCAGAAAGAUCGAAGAACCUCAUCCCAGCAGCACUGAGACCGUUAAUGUACGACCCUAACUCGCCCAUCAUCGACUUCUAUCCUGCUUCUGUCAAAUUGGAUAUGAACGGGAAGACUGCCGAUUGGGAGGCGGUUGUAUUACUAUCUUUUGUCGACGAACAAAGACUUGUCGAGGCAAUGAAGCCAUACUUGGCCAAACUGACCCCUGAAGAACGCGAGAGAAACUCGUUUGGCGUAGAUUUGAGAUUUGCGUUCAACCCGCAGACGGACAACGUGUAUAAGAGUCCCCUAAGCGGCAUCUUUGCGGACAUCGAACACAACCACUGUAUUGAGAGACCGCACGAACUGAAACAACUUGCUGAUUCUGAAAUCAGGUACGGGUUACUCCCCGAUGCCAAGAUGGGGACAGAAUUGCUUGCCGGGUUCCCCACUUUGAAGACUCUGCCCUUCAAGGACGAAUUGGAGUACAACGAGAGUCAUGUGUUUCAACAACCUUCCAGACAGCAGUCCGUGUGUCUGAAGAUGGAGGACAUCUACAAGGAAAAUAACUUGACUGCCGAGGAAAUCGCCAAGAGAUACAUCAAUAAGGUGGUGUAUACCAGGUGGCCAUUUUUGAGAGAAUCGAGACUGGUCUCCGUUUGUGAUUCAAAUACGGUGUUCGAAUUUAAAGAAACGGGCAAGCAAAACGAAAAGAGAACUGGCAGAAUUGUGGAGCGGAAGGCCGAUAUCCACGAGCAGAAGAAGUACUCUUCUUUGAAGAAGUCGCUGAUGAGGGAUUAUGCUAAACGCAAAGCCGUCAUCUUGGACAACAUCAGGGUCAUCAUUGAAGUGGAACCCGUGACAGGUUUAGUGAGGAACUCAGAGGGUGCGUACGUGAAAACUUUCUCUUCCAACACAGAAUUCUUCCCACUGCAGCUCAUGGUUGAGUCCAUCUCCAAUGUUGAUAUCCGGUACAAGGAGAGAGAGGCAUUACCGAUCUCGGAAGAGUUUCCCGAGGGUUCCCGUGCGAUCUUUUUGGGAGACUAUGCCUAUGGUGGCGAAACUACCAUCAACGGAUACAGCAACGAGAAGAAGCUGAAAAUCACUGUUAAAAAGAGACUGGUCAAGGCAGAACCAACAAUCGGGAGAGAAAUGGUAGAGCACGACAGGAAAAUGGUUCAGUAUUACCCGUCCUUCGCUGUUGCCAAGCAACUGGGGUUGAACAGGCUGUUCUUGUCCCGGAUCACCUCCAGGUUCCUCGUUAAUGACGGCACCGGCAAACGUGUGAAUGUCGGUAUUCCAGUGAAAUUUGACGCCAAGAACGAAAAGGUGCUAGGCUACGCGAGGAAAAAUCCAAAGGGCUGGGAAUACUCUAACCUGCUUGUUCAUCUGCUAAGAGAAUACAAACAGAGAUUCCCUGACUUUUACCAAGCGCUGCAAAACAUCUCGGGGAACGAUAUCCCAAAUAUUAAGAAGAUUCUGCCAAAGUUGGAGCCAAAGCAGGCCAUGGAAAGGUUGGACGAGAUCAAAAAGUGGAACAAGUUUGUCACUGAGAAUUUUGUUAUCGUAUCGCUAGAGAGUGAUUCUUUAACAAAGGGUUCCAUCGUGGCCGUUGAAAAAUAUGUGCUACAGCACUCGUCCGAGCUUGCGCAGUUCGAGAUGAAGAAUCUAGCUAAGGUCCCUCGGGAAGCGAUCUUGAACCCAAGAGUAUCUUUGGGUUUACUCCGCUCCCAAAGAUUCAGGCUGGGUGACCGUGUUAUCUAUGUUCAAGAUUCUGGUAAGGUGCCAUUGUUCUCGAAGGGAACUGUCGUUGGCUACACUACCCUGGGGCUGAAUUUGUCCGUUCAGGUUCUCUUCGAUCACGAACUGGUAGCUGGUAAUACGUUUGGUGGGAGGUUGACCACCAAGAGGGGUAUUGGUCUGGACUCUUCUUUGCUAUUAAACAUAACCGAUCGUCAAUUUAUUUACCAUUCAAAGGCUUCCAAAAAGGUACAAACCCAAAACCCUAAGCAGAACUCUGCUGCCGCCUCGUUGAAAAAGAAGGCAAACUUGGCCCAGAAAAACAAGGAAGCGGUUGAGAAGGCUGAAAAGGGCAAAGAAGCAGCACACGAAUUGCUGAACUUGAUUCAAAACCCACAAGAUGAACGCGAUCUUCCAGAGGGCGGGGAAGAUACCUCAAGUAAACCAAAGCAGGAAAAGGGGAACUCUGCUAACCACAAGAAAAAACCGCGUCCCAAAGUAGCUUUGCUGAAAAAGAAGGACGAGUCAUCAAAGUUAAAUGGCAACGAGGAAAUCUCGCCACCAAACAAAAACAUUGCGAACUCUGUCUUCAGUGCUGUGUUAAACCAAUACGGCGAAGGAAAUGCUAUGCAUCCGGCACCCAUGCCGAAUGGGGUUAUCGGCGGCGAGAUGGCUGCUCCAGGGAUGGCAGGUCCUCAUCAGAUAGGCUACCAGACACUUAAUCCAAAUGGCUUACCGUACCAUAAUAUUCAACCUCAUCAACAAAUGAUGGCCGGUCCUCCUCAACAGCCCUAUCCACCCCACCCACAUCACAGUCACCAUCAGGGACCAGCCCAUCUAAACAGCAACCAUCCAAAUUUGGUUUACCCACAGCAUGCUGUGCAGGCCCCAGGUUUCUUACCAAUGGAUCCAACUGGUCAUGCACAUGAAAGCGCCAAAGAAUCAGAAACUGCUAAGCACUGA